AUGUCCGAAAUCUCGAAGCCUUUCCCCUCAGCGCCAGCAACGUCGCCAUCGCGAGACCCGCGCCGUUCUUCUAGACAGGAAAACCCUGCAAAUGUCUCUUCUGUGCCUAACCCCGUGCCAGCAUUUAUGCCCUCUAAACCGAAGUCAUAUGGAGAAAAGUUGAUUGAAAGCCUAGCAGGCUUAUCCACAGAGGCGUCGACUACCACGGCACUGAAGAACGAAUAUUCCAGGGCAAAAAAGGCACAAUUGGGGCUUAAUCAGCAGUAUGAUAAACUUAAAAACCUGGGUCAAUUUCCAGCAGCGAAGGACCUCCUUAGCAGAAUACGUGAUGCCCAGACCAAAGAUAUCGAUAGUCUCAAAGACCAACUCACUGCGCGCAAAGAGGCUCAAAAGGCGUUGUCGAAGCACGCUGCUGCACUGGUAGAUGCGGAGGCCAAAGGCCAAAAUCAUCCUUCUGAUGCACUCAGAAGCAUCGAAGCCGAAACAAAGUCUAAUAAACUGUCUGUCCAGUCAGUAAGGGAAGACUUUACAAGACUAACGAAAGAGACUACGCUGGCGAACGAGAGAUAUACGGAUAUACAGAAAACGUCAAAGUCUCACUCGGAUGAGCUAGGAUCAUUAAAAAGGGCUCAAGAUGAGAAUUUUAAAUUGCUAAGAAGGACGUGCGACCGAGUCGAUGCGCUAAGCGAUCAACUGCGAAAGCAGACAGAUGAGCAGAAUUUGUCUGCGGACCACAAGCGUCUUUCCCGACUAGAUGAUGACGUAUAUGAGCUGAAGCGAUCCUUGAAUGACCGAGUGGAAGCAAAGGUAGAGCAAUACUUGCGGCAAAGGAGAGACCCUCCAAAGUUGCCUACCGGUCCCAAUCAAAACAGUCUUAAAACAUUAGAAGAUCGCAUUGUCGAUCUAGAGAAAAGGCCACUUCAGAGUAGCAGCCCCACGCCCGAAUAUGAUACCCUGACGAAGAGGGUUAGUGAUAUUUUUUCUCGGCUGAAAGACGUUGAAACAAGCCAUCAACAUCUCACGACUGUUGUAGACGGGGUCAGAAGCAUUCAUGCGAUGAAGGAUGACUUGUUGACACAGCUUAUUGACGAAAAUCACAAGAAGAUCCAACAACAACUUGAGGAGACAGUUGUUAAAGUCAAGGCAGAAGCAGCAUCCGACUUAGAGAAGGCGAUGGUACAGGUCAAGACUGAGGGAGUGAAGUCUGAAACAGGCAGUAUGGCUAGUCUGAGAGAAUCGGUAGAGAUUCAGGAUCAACGCUUGCAAACUGUGGAGACAGCAGUUGGCUCCUUAGAAACUCGUUAUAGUAGCUUCACCCCUGAUUCCCUAUCUCUCCAACUCUUACCUAUUGUACAGAGGCACUAUCCACCAGCGCAGGCAUUGUACACUAUUGUUGAAAGAUUUCACAACACCCAAGUGCAAUUGGCCCAAGUUGCGCACAUUCCUGGUCUCUCUGCAGCUGUGGAGAACCAGUCACGACAGUUAGCUGUCCUUGCUUCACAUAUAUCACGUGGGAACGAAGGUUCGAACGAAGAGCGAAAGUUUUCAGCCGCGGUGAUCGAGAUACAAGCACGCUUUUCGCAACUCCAACAAAGGAUUAACGAAUUUGAGAAGACCCUUACUGACCGUGUGGAUGACUUGCAAGCCCAGUCACGGAAUCAGGAUAUAGUUGCAGUCGGAUCGGGGGGGAACGAGCCGCAGCCUGUAAAGCAAGGGCUUGCUGCUAAUCAUGAAAACGAUUUGCAAUCGCAACCACAGGGUCAAAGUACAGCAGUAACUCAAUCGACAGAAAUUAACGCUCAGUCUGUGGAGGAGAAAUUGACUGAUCUAAUCAACGAGGUCGAGAAUAAGGUCCAAAGCCUAGAGCAAAAGAUCAGUGAUGUUUUAGGCGAGAACGGCUUGAAAGACACGACAUUAAAUCUCGAAAAUCUUGAAGUUGCUUUACAGCAACAUGUUGAGAGCCUUACUCAACAAAUCGCGCAGUUGGAAGAUAAACAAGAAACUACCGCAUCUGUUGUCAAAUUCAUGUCGGCCCGCCAAAACGCCAGUUAUGAAUCAAAUGCCUCGACUCUUACUACGGUAGAGGACUUGGUAAAAUCAGUCGACGCCUUAAAAGACCAACAGAGUGCAAACGACUUUCAAACAAAAAUCGAAGGCAUCAUGGGAGAGGUCAAGGAGCUCGCCUACAGACUUCAGGAGAUAGAGCAGGCAAAAGCUAUAUUAGAGAGAAGAUUCCGCGGAUCCCAGUCUCCAAGACCUGAACGGACGCCAUCACCAGUAUUGACGAACAGAUCUGAGCUUUCUCGACGGGACGAAGAGGUUCAAAGCAAUCCUUCCGACAUGAACAGCAUCAGCUCAAAAUCACAGAAGAAAGAGAAAAAGAAACGCAAGCUUUCAAAAGCUUUCUCUUCUUCGCCCCAGCCGUCACUAUUCAAUUCCCCUAGCAGCACGCCCCUAAGUACCCCUGGGCCCGAUGGGUCAUCCAAGCCGCCGAAAAAGAAACGACACAAACAUCGGACGUUAAUGGAUGCCCCCAAUAACGCAAAUAAUGGCUCCGCCGGCAUAUAA
This is a messenger RNA of Talaromyces atroroseus, 2568 nucleotides long. RefSeq lists its product as hypothetical. The record is from RefSeq and is a predicted model, not a curated record. Bases 1 to 2568 code for a protein of 855 amino acids. The transcript has a single exon. Lineage: Eukaryota; Fungi; Ascomycota; Eurotiomycetes; Eurotiales; Trichocomaceae.